Messenger RNA from Vanderwaltozyma polyspora DSM 70294, 1143 nucleotides. RefSeq names its product alcohol dehydrogenase ADH3 (gene ADH3). Gene Ontology annotation, molecular function: oxidoreductase activity; zinc ion binding. The coding region runs from base 1 to 1143 and encodes 380 amino acids. NCBI's taxonomy places the organism in Eukaryota, Fungi, Ascomycota, Saccharomycetes, Saccharomycetales, Saccharomycetaceae. The transcript has a single exon. The record is from RefSeq and is a predicted model, not a curated record.
AUGUUAAGAAUUUCAACAAGAUCAUCAAUAAUAACCCCAUCUAAAUCAUUUUAUUUAGGCAGACUGAUAGGUGCUCGUUACCAAAGUCAAUUUGCACCAAAUAUUCCAAAAGUUCAAAAAGGUGUUGUAUUCACUGAACAUAACGGUGAAUUAAAAUAUACUGAUAUCCCUGUCCCAACACCAAAGUCAAAUGAAAUUUUAAUCAACGUUAAAUAUUCUGGUGUCUGCCAUACUGAUCUACAUGCUUGGAAAGGUGAUUGGCCAUUGGCUGUUAAAUUACCAUUAGUUGGUGGUCAUGAAGGUGCUGGUGUUGUUGUAGGUAUUGGUGAAAAUGUAAAGGGCUGGAAACUAGGUGAUUUGGCCGGUAUUAAAUGGUUAAAUGGUUCAUGCAUGUCUUGUGAACUUUGUGAAACUGGCCAUGAAGCUAACUGUGAACAUGCUGAUUUAUCAGGUUACACUCAUGAUGGUUCAUUCCAACAAUACGCUACUGCUGAUGCUGUUCAAGCUGCUCGUAUUCCAGAAGGCUCUGAUCUAGCCCAAAUUGCACCAAUUCUAUGUGCUGGUAUUACCGUUUACAAGGCUUUGAAGACUGCUAACUUGAAACCAGGUGAAUGGGUUGCUAUUUCAGGUGCUGCUGGUGGUUUAGGUUCAUUAGCUGUCCAAUAUGCAAAAGCUAUGGGUUACAGAGUAGUAGGUAUCGAUGGUGGUGAAGAAAAAGAAAAAUUAUUCAGGUCAUUAGGUGGUGAAGUUUUCGUUGAUUUCACUAAGUCAAAAGAUAUCGUUGCCGAUAUUCAAAAUGCCACCAAAGGUGGCCCACAAGGUGUCAUCAAUGUUUCAGUUUCAGAAGCUGCAAUUACACAAUCCACUCAUUAUGUCAGACCAACUGGUACUGUAGUAUUGGUCGGUUUGCCAGCUAACUCAGUUGUCAAAUCUGAUAUCUUUUCGCAUGUUGUUAAAUCUAUAAAUAUUGUUGGUUCUUACGUUGGUAAUAGAGCUGAUACAAGAGAAGCCUUGGACUUCUUUGCAAGAGGUUUAAUCAAGUCUCCUAUUAAGGUUGUCGGUCUAUCUAAACUACCAGAAGUUUACAAAUUGAUGGAAGCAAACAAGAUUUUAGGUAGAUAUGUUGUUGAUUGUGCCAAAUGA